GUGAAGUAGGUGCCCCCUUCCCAGCCCUGACCAACCAAGCCGGGACCCAGCUUCCCUCACCCACACUUCUGGAUCCUGACGCCUCCUGAGUCUUCUUCUUGCCCGGUCCGAGCAGGGUCAUGGCCUUGAGAACAGGUGACCACAGUCAGGCUGCAACGAAUGGGCUGAAGGAGAAGGUGCUGACGCUGGACACCAUGAACCCGUGUGUCCGGAAGGUGGAGUACGCGGUACGAGGCCCAAUCGUGCUGCGCGCGCUGGAGCUGGAGCAGGAGCUGCGCCAGGGCGUAAAGAAGCCCUUCACUGAGGUCAUCCGAGCCAACAUCGGGGACGCACAGGCCAUGGGGCAGACGCCUAUCACCUUCCUGCGCCAGGUCCUGGCGCUCUGCGUCCACCCUGAUCUCCUGAACAGCCCUCACUUCCCCGACGACGCCAAGAGGAGGGCGGAGCGCAUCCUGCAGGCAUGUGGGGGCCACAGCCUGGGGGCCUACAGCAUCAGCUCUGGCACCCAGCUGAUCCGCGAGGACGUGGCGCGGUACAUUGAGCGGCGCGAUGGAGGCAUUCCCGCCGACCCCAAUAACAUCUUCCUGUCCACGGGGGCCAGCGACGCCAUCGUGACGUUGCUGAAGUUGCUGGUGGCCGGCGAGGGUGGCACGCGCACGGGCGUGCUCAUCCCCAUCCCUCAGUAUCCACUCUACUCCGCCGCGCUGGCCGAGCUCAACGCGGUGCAGGUGGACUACUACCUGGACGAGGAGCGCGCCUGGGCGCUCGACGUGGCCGAGCUGCGGCGCGCGCUGCUCCAGGCGCGUGACCACUGCCGCCCCCGCGCGCUCUGCAUCAUCAACCCCGGCAACCCCACCGGUCAGGUGCAGACCCGCGAGUGCAUUGAGGCCGUGAUCCGCUUCGCCUUUGAGGAGGGGCUCUUCCUGUUGGCCGAUGAGGUGCUGGCCGGGGCCCCCGCAGGGAGGGGUCGGAGGGCGGCGGCGCGCGCCCCCGUGACGCACCCCGCUGUCGCCCGUCCGCCCGUCCAGGUGUACCAGGACAACGUGUACGCCGAGGGCUCGCAGUUCCACUCGUUCAAGAAGGUGCGGCUUCCGCGGCGGCUACGUGGAGGUGGUGAACAUGGACGCAGCGGUGCAGCAGCAGAUGCAGAAGCUGCGGAGCGUGCGCCUGUGCCCGCCCACGCCGGGCCAGGUCCUGCUAGACGUGGCGGUCAGCCCGCCCGCGCCCUCCGACCCCUCCUUCGCGCAGUUCCAGGCGGAGAGGCGGGCGGUGCUGGCCGAGCUGGCGGCCAAGGCCAAGCUCACGGAGCAGGUCUUCAACGAGGCUCCAGGCAUCCGCUGCAACCCGGUGCAGGGAGCCAUGUACUCCUUCCCGCGCGUGCAGCUGCCCCCGCGUGCGGUGCAGCGCGCUCAGGAGCUGGGCCUGGCUCCCGACAUGUUUUUUUGCCUGCGCCUCCUGGAGGAGACCGGCAUCUGCGUGGUGCCUGGCAGUGGCUUCGGGCAGCGGGAAGGCACCUACCACUUCCGGAUGACCAUUCUGCCCCCCAUGGAGAAGCUGCGGCCCUUGCUGGAAACGCUGAGCCAGUUCCACGCCAAGUUCACCCGCGAGUACUCCUGAGGACACCGCUGGGGGCCAGGCUGGACCGGCAGGGACGACCCCGGGCGGACAGUGCUCGGGUUCUUGGGGUCUCUGGAGCCCUCUGGACUUGCUCCUGCUGCCUGUGUGGCUGGGCCCCCCCUCUCUUCAGGCCCCUAAUAAAGCAGUGGGCUGGCUUGGCUGCUUGCAGGCUGUGUGCACACCUGUAUGCGCCCCCGCAGCCUUGUCCACUCCUGACUGCCUUUCUGUGUGGGGUUCUGUGCAGGCCUGGGGGCCCAGGAGGAGUGGUCAGGGAGGGCUUCCAGGGGAGGUGACCUUCUUACAGGAUGGAUUUGGCGGGAUGGGGUGAGCACUGGGAAGCGGAGUGACCGUGAGGACUCAAGGGGGCAGUCUUGGUUCCCGUAACUGGGCGCGGGCAGUGGUGCUGCCACUUUGGACAGCUGGAGGAGCGGUGGUGCCGGCCCAAGAGCAGGGAGGGGAGGAAGAGCAAACGGGUCUCGCUUUGUCGUGUUGUGUGUGACAUCCACGUGCAAAUGCAGUUCUUGGGCUGGGAAGCAGUGAGAGGGGAGGCCCCCUCCUGAGCUGGGGCACCCAAAGGCAAGUUCCGGGGAAGAGGGCACGGAAGAUGCCGAGGAAGAGGUGCCCUGUGGAGCUCUGGGCUGAAGGACCUGGGCUGGGGGCUGGCGGGCAGCCUUGUGUCCUUGACACUGGCGUGCGAGGACGUGCAUGCCAGACACUGUUGUGGAUCACUGCACAAAGGGCCCUCUCUGGUGGGCACUGUACUUCCCAUUUCAUAGAUGAGGAAACCUGGGCCCCCAAAAUGUGUGGAAAUGAAAGGAAGCUCACUCCCCGUGGCCUCAGCAGCUGACGGAACGUCUUGGCUCAAGUGUCUGCGAGUUGGUCUAGAUGCUGGCAGGCCUCAGCGACCCACGGGCUUAGGGAGAGUAUUGGCCAAGGCCCCAGCUCCACUCUGGAUGAGGUUCUUAACCAUAGUCCCUGCUUCACUAUCUCCCCUGGGCCUCCGGUGCCCCACACAGCAAGGCUCUAGACAGGAGAGGACGGGAGGCGCAGGUUUCUCGUCCCAAGGCCAGCUGGGGUCAGGCUGGGGCCGGCCUGGACUGGCUCUCCUGGCCUUGUCGCUAGACACUAGAGGGCGUUUCGGGCAGCAGCCGGGUGCCUCCUUGGGCUGAACGUGGGCUCAGGCCUUUCCCACGAACUUCCUGCCUUCCACGACGCUCU
Messenger RNA from Aethalodelphis obliquidens (Pacific white-sided dolphin), 2835 nucleotides. It is a transcript of the gene GPT, whose product is annotated as glutamic--pyruvic transaminase. The coding region runs from base 120 to 1910 and encodes 596 amino acids. Gene Ontology annotation, molecular function: pyridoxal phosphate binding; transaminase activity. The record is from RefSeq and is a predicted model, not a curated record. Lineage: Eukaryota; Metazoa; Chordata; Mammalia; Artiodactyla; Delphinidae. Gene Ontology annotation, biological process: biosynthetic process. The transcript is spliced from 10 exons.